Messenger RNA from Patiria miniata (bat star), 878 nucleotides. RefSeq names its product ubiquitin carboxyl-terminal hydrolase 24-like. Bases 6 to 725 code for a protein of 239 amino acids. The record is from RefSeq and is a predicted model, not a curated record. The transcript is spliced from 4 exons. NCBI's taxonomy places the organism in Eukaryota, Metazoa, Echinodermata, Asteroidea, Valvatida, Asterinidae.
UACUGAUGUUCCGCGAAGUACCCAAUGCAACCACUGCACUGCUGGACAUGCUGCUGCAUUGCUGCUACUGCAACGACACGUUCACCUUGUCCGUCAUGAUGAUGAUCCACGGUCAGGUGUCCUCGGCGCCCACCAAUGAGCUGAAGCACAUCUUGAUUCUCCUCCUGGAGCUGUUGAUGAUGGAGGACCCCCUGCAGGGCAAGCGCCUCAAGCUAGCCGUGGAAGGCAACAACAACAACGGCCUCUUGGAGAUCAUCCGUAAAUGUACUUCCACGGACAGCCGUCGGUCCUACCAGUGCAUCAAAUUCCUGGUCCAUCUGUCCAACAAAUGCUCCAUGGCCAAAGAGUAUUUGAUGACCAUCUCGGUCCGGUGGCAGUGGGCGGUCAACUGGCUCAAGAAAAAGAUGAGUGAGCACUACUGGACGCCUCAGAACGUCUCCAACGAAUCCAGCACGGGACGGUCCUUCCAACGCACCAUGAGCGCUCAGGACACGCUGGCCGAAGCCACCGCGCUGUUGGAUGAGCUCAACACCCGUGACGACGACGGUGAACACAUCGAGAACGACGAAGAGGAGGAGGAGUACGUCGAGGGUGACUCCAACACCAAGAUGGAGGUCAACGGGUCGUCGGAGGGGUCAGAGGUCAACGGGAAUGAAGACAGCUCAGAGUCUUCCAAGACGCUGGUCCAGGAUGACGUAGGCGACUUGGACGACAUUGAUACAUAACGGCAUAUUUUUUUUUCUGUUUCAGAAUUUGUAGCCAAUAGAAGAUGGUUCCUUACUCCUGGGGUCAUAAGUCAGAGGUCAUCACAGGUCAGGUCGUAGGAAACCAAGGGCCAGGUUGCAUAUUUUUUUUUUGCUGUCACAUCGUUUUUUAAC